AUGUCUGUCCUAAUUGAGACCACGAUUGGAGAUAUUGUAAUCGAUUUGUUAACUGAUGAAAGACCACGAUCUUGCUUGAAUUUUCUCAAGUUAUGCAAAACCAAGUAUUACAACUUUUGUUUGUUUCACUAUAUUAAGCGAAAUUAUGUUGCACAAACGGGUGAUCCGACAGGUACUGGGAAUGGCGGUGAAUCUGUCUUUAGACAAAUUUAUGGUGAACAAGCAAGGUUUUUCGAAGCUGAAACUGUUCCUCGAAUAAAGCACAAUAAACUAGGCACUGUCUCAUUUAUUAACAAUGGAAACAACAUGCACGGAUCACAAUUUUUCAUUACACUGGACGAAGAUCUUGAUUACUUGGAUGGUCAACAUACUGUAUUUGGCCAAGUUGUAGAAGGUGAUGAUGUCCUGCAAAAAAUGAACGAAGCCAUUUGUGAUGAUCGGAUUAAUCAUACUAUUGUACUGGACGAUCCUUAUGAUGAUCCGGCAGGUCUAGAAAUUCCUGAUAGAUCCCCAGAGCCAACACAAGAACUACUACAGUCGGGUCGUAUUGGUGCUGACGAAAAGUUAGAUGAUACGGAAGGUAAAACUAUGGAAGAAAUCGAAGAAAUGAGCAAGGAUAGAAAAGCUAAAGCGGAAUCACAUAUAUUAGAAAUGGUAGGCGAUAUUCCAGAUGCAGAAAUAAAACCGCCUGAAAAUAUUUUAUUCAUAUGUAAAUUAAAUCCGGUGACAUCUUCUGAAGAUCUUGAAAUCAUAUUCUCACGAUUUGGCACUAUACUCAGUUGUGAAGUCAUUCGUGAUCAAAAGACUGGAGAUUCUCUUUGUUAUGCUUUUAUUGAAUACGAAAAUGUUGACAAUUGUGAGAAAGCGUAUUUCAAGAUGGAUAACGUAUUGAUCGAUGAUCGACGUAUUCAUGUUGAUUUUAGCCAGUCUGUUGCAAAAAUGAAGUGGGAUAUGUUCAAGAAAGCUAAAGAAACAAAAAAACAGACAAAUCAGACAAAGCUACAAUUAAAGGAUAAAUACGUCGAAAAGAAUGAGUAUGAUUUCGUGUUUGAUGAUGAAGAAGAUAGUGGAAACAGAAGACAAUAUCAAGAGAGUUCUUCUCGAAAACAUUCUCAUCAACAGAAACAUAAACACCGUGACUCUUCACCGAGACAACAUUCCUCAAGUAAAUAUGAUCAAAGGGCAGAUUCUUCACGUAAGGAGAGGCAUAAUGAUGAUAAAAGAUACCGGCAUUACGAACGACAUUCUGACCGUGAUGACGGUCGCAGAAGCAAGCGAGAUAAUUAUAGGGAUGAUACAAGAUAUAGAUCUGAUAAAGCUCGAGGAAAUUCUAGUAAGGAUUACUUAAAAGACAGAGACACUUAUCAUCGUAGAAGAUCUCCUCGCCGCUAG
This is a messenger RNA of Trichoplax adhaerens, 1392 nucleotides long. RefSeq lists its product as uncharacterized. Gene Ontology annotation, biological process: protein peptidyl-prolyl isomerization. Gene Ontology annotation, molecular function: RNA binding; peptidyl-prolyl cis-trans isomerase activity. NCBI's taxonomy places the organism in Eukaryota, Metazoa, Placozoa, Uniplacotomia, Trichoplacea, Trichoplacidae. Gene Ontology annotation, cellular component: nucleus. The transcript has 13 exons. The coding region runs from base 1 to 1392 and encodes 463 amino acids. The record is from RefSeq and is a predicted model, not a curated record.